Ipomoea triloba (trilobed morning glory) is the source of this 1795-nucleotide messenger RNA. RefSeq names its product amino acid permease 3-like. The record is from RefSeq and is a predicted model, not a curated record. The transcript is spliced from 7 exons. NCBI's taxonomy places the organism in Eukaryota, Viridiplantae, Streptophyta, Magnoliopsida, Solanales, Convolvulaceae. Gene Ontology annotation, cellular component: plasma membrane. The coding region runs from base 122 to 1576 and encodes 484 amino acids.
AAAGAUGAGAAGUUACUCAUUUCCCAAAGCAAGGCCAGCAAUACUCAAACUACCCAGCAUAGUAGAUCGAGUGCAUACAUCGUACGUCUAUUGUUCUUCUCAAAGGAAAUAAAGCUAAAACAUGAAGAUGGGAGAAAACGCCGCCAGCGCCGCCAUGCACCAGAAAGUGUUCGACGUCUCAAUCAACGUCGGCGAAUCCAAGUGCUUCGACGACGAUGGCCGUCUCAAGAGAACUGGGACUGUUUGGACUGCAAGUGCACACAUUAUAACCGCCGUGAUCGGGUCUGGGGUUCUGUCCUUGGCAUGGGCGACAGCCCAGCUUGGAUGGGUUGCCGGCCCCACCGUGAUGCUUCUCUUCUCCUUCGUCACCUACUACACCUCCGUCCUUCUCUCCGAAUGUUACCGUUCCGGCGACCCCGUCGACGGAAAGAGGAACUAUACUUACAUGGACGCCGUCCGGUCAAAUCUCGGUUCACUUCAGGUCAAGAUUUGUGGGCUCAUUCAAUAUGCAAAUCUGUUUGGUGUUGCUAUUGGUUACACCAUUGCCUCUUCCAUAAGUAUGAUGGCAAUAAAGAGGUCAAAUUGCUUCCAUGCAAGUGGUGGAAAGAACCCGUGUCAGAUAAACAGCAACCCAUACAUGAUCAUGUUUGGUGUGAUAGAAAUCAUUUUCUCUCAAAUCCCAGAUUUUGAUCAGAUUUGGUGGCUUUCAAUUGUUGCUGCUGUCAUGUCCUUCACAUACUCCACCAUUGGGCUUGGGCUUGGAGUUGCAAAAGUUGCAGAGAAUGGGAAAGUCCUAGGAAGCCUUACUGGAAUUAGCAUUGGAACUGUGUCUGAAAUGCAAAAGAUUUGGCGAAGUUCCCAAGCACUUGGAGCCAUAGCCUUUGCCUAUUCUUACUCCCUCAUCCUUAUUGAGAUUCAGGACACUGUAAAAUCUCCACCUGCAGAAUCCAAGACAAUGAAGAAGGCAACUCUAAUCAGCGUAGUGGUGACAACCAUAUUCUACAUGAUGUGCGGCUGCUUCGGCUACGCCGCCUUCGGAGACCAGUCGCCGGGGAACCUCCUAACCGGCUUCGGCUUCUACAACCCAUUCUGGCUCCUCGACAUCGCCAACGCCGCCAUCGUCAUCCACCUCGUCGGCGCCUACCAAGUCUACUGCCAACCCCUCUUCGCCUUCGUCGAAAAAACCGCAACCCAAUACUACCCUCACAACAAACUCAUCACCACCGAAAUCCAAAUCCCCAUCCCCGGUUCCAACAACCCUUACAAACUCAACCUUUUCCGCUUAAUUUGGCGAACCGUUUUCGUGGUCCUAACCACCGUUAUCUCUAUGCUCCUCCCCUUCUUCAAUGACAUCGUUGGGAUCCUCGGGGCCUUUGGGUUCUGGCCCUUGACGGUUUAUUUCCCAGUUGAAAUGUAUAUAGUUCAAAAGAAGAUCCCUAAGUGGAGCACCAAAUGGAUCUGCCUCCAAACGCUCAGCGCGGCGUGCCUCGUCAUAUCCAUUGCCGCUGCCGUGGGGUCUUUUGCUGGAGUUGUUUCUGACCUUCAAGUCUACAAGCCAUUCAAGACCAGUUACUGAAGAUUUCGGAGUUUAGGUUUAAAGAUUGGUUGUGAUGUUCAUAGUGAAUUUAUAUUAGUUGAUGAUAUAUAUGUGCCUAGAUCGAGCCUAAAGGUGGCAAUGCAAAGAUGCCUAUAGAUGUAAUGUUGGGUUAAUUGUUAGUUCAUGGGAGAUAAGUCGGAUAUAUCAAUGUCUAUAUGUAAUUCCAAAUUCAGAUAUAUGAAUCUAUAACUUCCAAUC